AUGAGAGGCCUAUCCGGAGCCAGUGAAUCUCCUUCGGGGAAGCGUCCAAUUUCAUUUGAAGACUUGAAAUGUCUCAUCAAAUCUCCACCUGAUAUUGAUGAUCCAGAGGUUUUAUCAUUUAUUCUAAAAAAUCAAGAAAAUACAAUUAAACGCAGUCUUAAGCUAUUAAAUCAAAAUAUUAGCGUUGUUUAUCAAAAUUGGCCUGAUGCCUCUCCUGUUAGAAUCUACAUUGCUUAUGAAUUAUGCAAUAAUGAUAUUGAAACUUUGUUAUUAGAGCUUUCAAAACCAGAAUUUAACAGAAAAGUUGAUGAAACAAUGAAAGAGCGCUUAACUGGUGUACAUGACACAACCUCUUCUGAACAUCAGGAGGAAGAAGAUGCUGAAGAAGAGGAGGAAUUUCAAAAAGGCGAUAACGAUUAUAUAAAUCACGAGCCUCCACCAAUGUACGAGCGUAAGAAGCGCUCGCAUGAAAAAAGCACAUAUUCAUCUGAUGAUGAUGGUCAAAGAAUACGAAGACGACGUCCUAAAGCAGAAACAGUACCUAUUGAUCCAUCAGAACCUUGUCCAAAAGGUGUAAGUACAGAAGCAUGGCUUCAUUGGAGCCCAGCAAAAAGAAAAUCAUAUAUUCAAGGAAUGAAAAAUCCAAACGCAUAUUUUUAUCGAAAUGUUGCACCAGGUGAGAAAUAUAUUACAGGACCUUUCACUCCUGAAGAAAAGAAGAUAUUUUUAAAGAGAGUUGAGGAAUUCAAGGAUAAAACAACAGGAACGAUUACUGGUGAAUGGGGUUUGUUCUCCAGAGCUUUGCCAGGACGUGUUGGCUAUCAAUGCUCCAACUUUUAUCGUAAGCUGAUUAAUAGUGGUGAAUUAUAUGAUCCAAAAUAUGUUAGAUCUGAUGAUGGAAUGAUUCACCAUACAAGCCACUUGAAGAGUGCCCAUGAAAAGGUACAAAAUACACUUGAAAAGCCAAAGAAGUUUUCUCAUCAUGCAAAGCCAAUUGAUGACGAUUGUAUUAACUCUAUUUCAUUCUUUUCUUCAACUCUUCUUGCUGAACAACAGAAACAUCCUUCACAAUAUCCUUCUUCCACAAGUAGGUCUGAAUCUUCCGAUGGAUUAAGCUUAUAUGAAAGAUAUGCUGCAAAUAAUCCAAUUCCAAACUGGACAGAUCCUCUUACUGGCGAGAUCAUGAAAGCACCAGCUGUUUCUCCAGAUUUGACAUUGCUUGAUUAUAACACUUGGCUCCAGACAAUCAAACAGACACACGAAGAUCCAUUCACAAAGAAGCCUAUUACUAAAAGACAGAUUACUGUUCUUAGCAAGGAGAACUGGGAUGAAUUCAAAGAUAGAAUUAUUGAAAAAUAUGCAGAGCAAUAUGCUCCUUCUGAUUUUGUUAAUGAAUAA
Trichomonas vaginalis G3 is the source of this 1398-nucleotide messenger RNA. RefSeq names its product U-box domain family. NCBI's taxonomy places the organism in Eukaryota, Parabasalia, Trichomonadida, Trichomonadidae. Gene Ontology annotation, biological process: protein ubiquitination. The transcript has a single exon. The record is from RefSeq and is a predicted model, not a curated record. The coding region runs from base 1 to 1398 and encodes 465 amino acids. Gene Ontology annotation, molecular function: ubiquitin-protein transferase activity.